Molecule: messenger RNA, 939 nt
Organism: Colletotrichum truncatum
Lineage: Eukaryota; Fungi; Ascomycota; Sordariomycetes; Glomerellales; Glomerellaceae
Source: RefSeq, a predicted model, not a curated record
AUGGCUACCUCCCAAGAAAUACGAAACAUCGCACUCAUUGUGGGAAUCGUGACGGGAUGGUUAACCCUUUGUUGUUCGAUAUGGAACUUUCGUCGAUCGCACAAGGCCAAAGCCGCGAUUUCCAAGAUUGACCCAACCAAGUUUGAUGUCAACAAGAAUACCAAGGCAGAAGAGAUCAUAUCAACCAUCCAUGGCAGAUGGGAUGAGCAUUUAAAAGAAAAAGCAACCGAGCGGCUACGGAGGGAGCAAGACAUAUCGCGUGUUCAGAGACGGAAUACUGAGAAUAUUGACCUGGAAGCCGGAAACGCAUUAAACGCCAUUUUGAGUCGCGCGGGAAACGGCCAUGACCAGCCGAUUCCCGACGUGAAAAAUUCCUCAGGCUUUGGUCGGUAUUACCAGGGGCUGAUCCGCGAGGAUAUCGAACAUGACUCGAUGAUGGCAGAGCGUCAUGAAGCGAUCAACUCUCGUCGCAGACCGCAGGCCAAGCAUCUCUACAUUAUUCACAUUGGCUGGACGAAAAAGACAAAGGAUGAAGUGGACGAAGCGUGCUGGGCAGUAGAGGAAAGCUUCGGUCCCUACAGCCUACUGAAGAAUAAUUGCCAGCACUUCGUGCGGCUUCUCGCAAAUGCGAUAGUUGCCGAAAAGUCUCAGGACUGGGACUGGUUUCAAGCUCUGGUCCAACAACGCGGCGACUACGCAGGGCCGGAAGGGUUAGGACCUCCGGCAGGACUGGCAAGGCUUUGGAUCAAGAAACUGGAGGAAUUCAGGAAAACCGGCCAUGGUCACGACCCAACUUUAACGGCAAGCAUCGAGGCGCAAACGAAAGUGCUCAAUGUAUACUUGGCAGGUAUGAUGGGCCAGAUUAACCAGGCGUUCACGACGAUAGGACGCAAUGCGAUGAUGGCGGACCAGGCUGCGGGCGGAGCAGCAAUCGGAUGA